AUGAGAAAGGUUAUUUUAUAAAUGUCUCUUACUCUUGCUUUUGAAUGUCUUUUCAAGUUGAUGUUUAGAUACAGAAGACCAUAUGUAAAUUCUUUCUAGAAAAUGUACAGAUAAGUCAGAGAUAAGAAUGGAGAGCUCAUGAAUGUUUAGAUAAGCAAUGACGAGCGCUACUUCAAAAAGAAGCGCUUGGAUGAUUAUACUCAUUCUGACAAAAAUGAUAUUAAGCCUAUUGAUAGCUGGGUAAGAACAUGGCUGAGGAAACUCUGUGAGUUUUUAGUGGCAGCUUUGCUGAGUGUAACAAUAUAAUCAGAGUCGUUUGAUGGAGGAUGGUCUGAUCCUUAGCCUGAGGUUGAUUCUUCCACUGCAAAGUACAAUUAUUUCAAUCACUUUUUCCGUCGAUUAUUAAUAGCUGAUGAGAGUGAAAAAGUUUCAUUACUGUUUAAAAAGUAAGUCCCUUGA
Messenger RNA from Stylonychia lemnae, 459 nucleotides. Lineage: Eukaryota; Ciliophora; Spirotrichea; Sporadotrichida; Oxytrichidae. The record is from the annotation of a GenBank genome assembly.